AUGUCUAUGGACGCCAAAGAAAUCGAGCUCCGGGCCAAGGCCAUGACCAAGGCCGCCUCCUCCAACGAACCUCCCUCUACCAUCAUACCUCUGCUCAAGCAGCUGCAACAAGGGGUGAAAGCCACCGAGGACCUGCUGCGAUCCACCCGUGUCGGUAUCGCCGUCAACAAACUCAAACAACACAAAUCUCCCGAAGUCGCCCGUCUCGCGAGCGAAAUCGUCUCCAAGUGGCGCCAUGAAGUGAACAAGCAAAAGGCCGGGGCCUCCCCCGGCGCCAGCCAACGGUCGAGCAGCUCUCCCCAUCCGAAAACCAACGGCACCCCCUCCGGCGGUGCGACUCCCUCCGAUAAGGCCUCGAAGCUCUCAGUGCCUCCCGACAAGCGUACCUGGAAGGCCGAUGGCGUGGACACCAACCAGACCGGCAACAGAAUUCGCGAUAGCUGCAUCGGCUUGAUGUACGAUGGGCUGUGUCUCAACUCGGUUGAACCCCCACGCACAGUUCUGUCCAAGGCGUCGGCCGUCGAAGCGGCGGCCUUUAGCGACCUCGGACCGGAAACGAAGGAACAAUACCGCACGAAGAUCCGCAGUCUCUACCAGAACCUGAAGAACAAAUCGAACCCAUCACUGCGCGUGCGGGUCCUCAACGGCGACGUGACGCCGGAGCGGUUCGUCCGGAUGUCGCACGACGAGCUCCGGUCGGAGGAACAGCAGGAACGCGACCGCAGAAUUCAAAAGGAAAACAUGGACAAGGCGAUGGUGGCACAGGCGGAGCGGAGUAUCAGUACAAGCUUGCAAUGCGGCAAGUGUGGACAGCGCAAGGUGACAUAUACAGAAGCGCAGACGCGCAGUGCAGAUGAACCGAUGACAUUGUUUUGUACGUGUAUGAACUGCGGCAAGUCAUGGAAGCAGUGA
Messenger RNA from Aspergillus luchuensis, 912 nucleotides. It is a transcript of the gene DST1, whose product is annotated as transcription elongation factor DST1. The record is from RefSeq and is a predicted model, not a curated record. Lineage: Eukaryota; Fungi; Ascomycota; Eurotiomycetes; Eurotiales; Aspergillaceae. Bases 1 to 912 code for a protein of 303 amino acids. Gene Ontology annotation, cellular component: nucleus. The transcript has a single exon. Gene Ontology annotation, biological process: transcription elongation by RNA polymerase II; transcription elongation by RNA polymerase I; transcription antitermination. Gene Ontology annotation, molecular function: RNA polymerase II transcription regulatory region sequence-specific DNA binding; zinc ion binding.